This is a messenger RNA of Sinocyclocheilus rhinocerous, 3366 nucleotides long. Its product is annotated as protein translocase subunit SecA-like. The record is from RefSeq and is a predicted model, not a curated record. Gene Ontology annotation, cellular component: membrane. The transcript is spliced from 2 exons. NCBI's taxonomy places the organism in Eukaryota, Metazoa, Chordata, Actinopteri, Cypriniformes, Cyprinidae. Bases 1 to 3366 code for a protein of 1121 amino acids. Gene Ontology annotation, biological process: intracellular protein transport; protein targeting; protein import. Gene Ontology annotation, molecular function: ATP binding.
AUGGAAGCAUCAGGAAAACUGCUGUCAUCACGACUGCUUUCCCUGCUGAAGAACGGACAAUGGGGACAUGAUGAUGUCGUUAAGUUGUUUAAAGCCCUCGUGGAGCAAUGUAAUGGCAGAAAUGAAGAUUUUCACACAUGGAUGAUGAGAAUCCUUCAUCAAGUGGAGAUUCACAAAAUAAGUGUGUCUGAUUUGACAUCGAAUGACAGUAACAUUGUGGAUCAGGUUGAGGAAGAAAUUAAUAAAAUAGCCAAAAACACUGAUGAGAAAACACUGGAUGAGAUUAUGAAGGAAAUCUGUGAACAAGCAGUUAUUGAUGAAGAAAUGAUGGCACAAGUGAAAGAUAUUGUGUCUUCUGUCUCCAAAUGUCUAUCAUAUUCCACAGCACCACAUCUACAAGGAAUAAAGGAAAGUUUGUUUAAACUCUGCAAAGCUGUAGAAAAGACAGUGAAAUAUAAACCUCGCCUGACUCAGAUGGUGAGCUGGUGCAUUCUGGUUCUUUCUAAAUCAAGUCGGCUGGUUCAGGUUGGAACAGGAGAAGGAAAGUCGUGUAUCGUGGCAAUGUUUGCAGCAUAUCAGGCCAUGAUGGGAAACACCCCUGACAUCAUCUCCAGUUCUCCUGUACUUGCCAAAAGAGACGCUGAAGAAUGGUCUGCAUUUUAUAAGAGACUGAAUAUCACUGUUGACGUCAACACCAAUAAAUCAGAAGACAAAGAGCUGAAGAAGUGCUAUGAAUGUCAGGUGGUCUACGGUACGACUGACAGUUUUGCAGGUGAUUUUCUGAGACAGCGCUUCCACAGAAAAGAUGUGAGACCUAACAGAGAGUUUCAGUGUGUUAUAGUGGAUGAGGUGGACUCGCUAAUGCUGGACAAAGGUCUUGAAGUGGUUUAUUUGAAUAGUAAUAUGCCUCUCAUGGAAACUUUGAAUGGAUUACUGGCUGAAAUUUGGUUUGUCAUCAACCAGCUGAAGCGUUUAGACUCUGGAGAGAUUUUAGGACCCAUUCGGCUCCUCUCUCAGAUUCUGUCUGAAAUCAUGCAUGAACAUAAAAACACUUAUAAAGUCAGUUUUGUGCAGAAUGCUGUAGAUGAAGCAAAACAACUAGAUAAUGCAAGUUCUGCUGAAACAGAAGCAUUUUUAACCAUGUUUGUGAGAAACUUCCCCGAAUAUUCCUUUAAACUUUAUCAGGAAGGUCCUGAUGGGAAUUUAGAGAAACUUAAUGAGAUCAGUCCCAGAGGUACAACUAAGAAACAAGCAAUAUCUGUUCUGCUCCUGGGAAAUGGAAAAUGUCGUUUAGUGUACUAUGAGGACUCUCUAGUUAAAUCAUUGGGUAAAAUGAUUAACAAGUAUUUGCAGUAUGAAUCAAAAGGGGAACAACAUGAAUCUUGUAUCCCAGGCUUUCGAGAUCUCAUUGAUGGAAAGUUGCAAACCUGGAUUGAAAAUGCUCUGCAAGCCACCAAAAUGACUGUGGGGCAUGAAUACAUUUUUCAUGGAGAUGGAGUUGUUCCUGUCGAUUACAAAUGCACUGGUAUCGUGCAGAACAACAUGAGAUGGGGGGAAGGACUUCAGCAGUUCCUGGAGAUGAAACACCAAACUAAACUGUCUAACAUGAGUCUAAUCACAAACUUCAUGUCUAAUGUGGGUUUAUUUAAGAAAUACAAAAAUAUCUAUGGGAUCACGGGAACUUUGGGUGACCAAACAGAGCUUGACAUGCUGAAGAAACUCUACAAUGGCAAUGAGACGUGUAAGAUUCCCUCAUUUAGACGAAGGAAACUUUAUGAGUUGGAGGGUUUGGUGAUAGCUGAAGAAGACGAGUGGAUCAGGACCGUCUGUAAUGUUGUUAAACAUCAAGUGACCUCUACAGUUUAUCGAGGUCCACGAGCAGCUCUCGUCAUCUGUGAAACCAUCAAUCGUGCAGAAAUAUUUCACAAGACUCUUGCAGACACCAUCUCAAAAGACAAACUAAAACUUUAUGUGAAUAACAACAUGGAUAACUCUAAGAUAAUAUAUAAUAAAGUCCAAGCGGGGGACGUCAUCAUUGCAACUAAUCUAGCAGGUCGAGGUACAGACCUAAAGGUCAGUGAAAGUGUAAAUGAGGCAGGAGGUCUGUUUGUGGUGCAAACCUUCUUACCUCUGAACGUCCGUGUUGAACAGCAAGCAUUUGGACGAACGGCUCGUCAAGGAAGUCCAGGAUCUGCUCAAAUCAUCAUGUGUGCCAGUCAUUUCUCUGACUCUGUUAAACUAGUGAUGAGCCUAAACACAUCUUUUACCAGUUUAUUCAGCCAUCUGAACCGUCUUACUACACUGAUGUCACGUCUUACAAGUAUAUUGAUGCCACGUGGAUCCACAGAGGGUCUUUUUGAGGAAGCAGUUAAUCAUUACCUGAAACAUAACAGCUUUCAAAGUCAUAAGGCAAUGGUCUCUGCUCUCACAGGACUCUUAACAAUGAAAUCAUUCCCAUGCAUGGAAAGCAAUCUGGAAAAGGCAAAAGAUGCCAGAAAUAUUCUGGUGAACAUCAGACUCUCUGGGUUCCUUGAAAAAGACAUUCCAAAAAUCACAAAAAAGGAAGAUAUUUUUUCUGUCUACCUUGAAAUUUUGAAUGGCGUUUAUGAAGAUGAUGUUUUUUCAGACCAGCGUGAUGUAAUCGUGUCCUCUCUUCAUGAGUGCUGGGGUUUGUGGCUCCUGAUGAACUCCAGUGAGGAAAAGCCCACUGAGACGAUGAAGGAACAGCUGAAGCUGGACUUGUCGAGUGCAAAGCGAAAACUUUUGUGCAAACAGUCCCCAUCCUCCAUGGUCUACUAUUACAUAAGAUCUGGGAACAAUCUCCGUGAGAAGGGCCACCUUACUGAGAGCAUUGAGAUGUUCACCAAAGCUUUGGGGGACGGUAUUUGCUGGGAGAUUAUUCCUCUCUAUAAUCGUGCAUUGGCCACUAUUAAGAAGAAAGACAUUGGCUAUAUUGCACGAGCAUUGGCUGACCUGCAAAGGGCUGACAUGGCAAUAGAUUCAUACAAGUCUCAUCUGGCACAGAUUCUGACAUAUGUGAAGUCAUCAAGCCAAGAGCCAAAAGUGGACGGGGAUACUUUGCUCUCCAAACAGUUUAGAGUGAAGUAUAUGAUUGUAGAUCUACUCAAGAUGAACAUUCAAGACUCUGUAAUAAAGUUGAAGAGGGUUGAAAGCAGAGGAGGAAAUGUGAGACUGUCAGAAAAACAUACAGUUUUUCUGGCAGAAGAUCUGAUUCUCAGUCCAGUACGAGUUCUGAUAGAGCUUCUAGUGGAAUUUGAACAUAUUAGGUCUUUGGGUCUUGACAACAUUUACUCCUUGGACACCAUAUUUUCUUUCAGUGGCUUUUUGUCAAACAUGUUUAAAUAA